GCGUGUGUUUGGUCGUGUUAUAGAUAGGGAAACGACUCUUUAAAUGCGUGUGUUCAGCUGAUUCUUCGACGUCGUUUAUCGUCAUUGGAAUUAAACAAUUUAUUUAGAAAUGGACUACUCUAAGUUAAAGGUUUCAGAAUUGAGGCAGAGAUUACGUGAUCGAGGACUUACAACGAAAGGAAUAAAAUCUGAAUUAGUUUCCAAGCUUGUUAAAGCAGAUAAAAUGUAUCAGCAAACAAAUACAAAAGUAAGUCUCAAGCAGUUAAUCACAGCUAAUGGAUCAACUCGUCCAGAACACAAGCAUCUACUAUCCGACAGAAGAGAGAGGGAGCUUCAACGGCAGGAGCGGGCAUCUUUAACAUUAUGGAGGAAACCCCUUCUAACAACAUACUAUUUCUGGUUAGAGAUCUGUGUCAUUAUUGUUGGAUGGGGUCAUAGGUUGUGGUUAAACAAGAAGAAAGUUUCAUUUGGGUUGAGUGUGUUUCUUUUACUGUCCAUCAUUUGCGUCCUUGAUGGGCCCCAUCAAGAGUAUUUAAACUCCACAUGGGCCAAGUUAUCAUGGUGUGUGUACUGGAUUGGCCUUGGAAUUCUCUCAUCAGUUGGCCUGGGUACAGGCUUACAUACAUUCCUUUUGUAUUUGGGACCUCACAUAGCAGCAGUAACUUUGGCCUCCUUUGAGUGUCAAUCGGUCGACUUUCCACAACCACCUUACCCAGAUGAAAUUAUUUGCCCUAAGGAAGUACCAGAAGGAGCAGUAAUUACAAUCUGGAAUGUAAUUAGUAAAGUUAGAUUGGAGGCAUUUAUGUGGGGGGCAGGCACAGCUUUGGGUGAACUUCCACCUUAUUUUAUGGCUAAAGCAGCACGGCUUACUGGUGAAGAUCCUGACAAUGAAGAUUACGCAGAAUUUGAAUCAUUCAUGGAAAAUUCUGGUGAAAAACAAAAGGAUUUUGUAACACGAUUAAAGUUUGCUGUCCAGAAUUUGGUCCAGAGAGUUGGUUUUAUUGGAAUCCUUGCUUGUGCAUCAAUUCCAAAUCCUUUGUUUGAUUUAGCUGGAAUAACAUGUGGUCAUUUCCUUGUGCCAUUCUGGACAUUUUUUGGAGCAACUAUCAUAGGAAAAGCAGUGAUUAAAAUGCAUAUCCAGAAAUUCUUUGUGGUACUAGUAUUUAGUGAACAUCAUGUCGAGACACUAGUAAACAUUGUUGGAACCAUUCCAAAGGUUGGUGCAAUGGUACAACUUCCAUUUAAAGAAUACCUUGAGGGUCAAAAAGCCAAACUUCACCACAAACCUGGAACGUAUAGCAAGCAGGGUACAAAUUGGCUGUCCUGGAUAUUUGAAAAAGUAAUAAUAGUAAUGGUCAUGUACUUUGUAAUCUCUAUUAUCAACUCAAUGGCGCAAUCAUAUGCAAAACGGCUACAAGGAGAGCAAUCAAAAAAAUACAGAGAUAAAUAAAUUAUUGCAAUAAUAAUAACUAUAGUACAUUAAUGUACUAUAGUUAUUAUUGCAAUAAGAUAAAUAAAUUAUUGCAAUAAUAAUAACUAUAGUACAUUAAUGUACUAUAGUUAUUAUUAUUGCAAUAAGAUAAAUAAAUUAUUGCAAUAAUAAUAACUAUAGUACAUUAUUGUACUAUAGUUAUUAUUAUUGCAAUAAUAACAACUAUAGUACAUUAAUGUUAAAUUAUAAUCUUGCAUCUGAUUAUUAUUCAGAAUUGGUUUUAUUAAUACAAAUCUCUAAUGAUAUUCUGUUGUACAAGUGAUAAUAAAUAAUAAUGAAGUUGUUAGAGAUUUUGAAAUCACAAGUUGUCAUUCACUACAAUAUUGUAGUUGUUGUUUCUAGGUUGUUGUAAUUAUUUAAAUAAAUAACAAUUCCACUUUUACCGAAAGCAUUCUGCUUCAUAACAAAACAUUUCACUUUUUAUAUAUACUAUUAAGUCUGUUUACUUGAUUAAUAAUUUUGAAGAACUUUUUCAUCAAUAUGCUUAAAUCCCCAGGCCCUACAUGUUAUUUUCUCUAUAAAAAAAUAUAUGCAUGUAUUAAUCUAAAUAUGAAAAAUUGAAUCAGUCAACUAGACUUAAGAUUAUCAAGAUUUAAGUCAAAAUCAGUUUUAAUAAGUUUUAAAUAAUUCAAGGAAAUGGUUGUAUUCAAUAUAUCUUGUUGGUUGUUUUUAUAUGUAACAUUCUGAAAUCAAGUACACCUAGGCCUUGCAGUUGCUAAAUUUUGGUGACGGAUGGUCUAUGACUACGGUAGUGGAUGAACUUUUGAGGGUCGCCAGGUGGAAUCUGUGGUCUAAAAAAUUAUAGAAAGUGCUGCAAUUAACAGUAAAAAAAAUAAGAUUCCUAUGGAUACAUGGAAGAAAAACUUGUUAUAAGAUGAUUUAAUAAAACGUUGGUUAUUCUCUUCAAAAAUUUAUGUUAAGUAUCCCGUUGAUGUCACCUUAUUGAUGAGUUGACAUUGUGCCACAGUGGUGUAACAUGAGUUUGUGGAUCCUGGGGUGGCAAAAUUACUACACAGUAUUUCGAUUAGGAUAUUUGCAAUAUAUUCUGGUUUUUGUGACAACACUUCUAAGGGGUUUGUAACUAGAGACAUUGGGUGGUGAGAGGAUAUGGUAAUUUGUUUUGGGUCCCAGGGGGGUCAAGGUUGUCAACUGUAGGGCUAUGGCACUUUUUAUAUUUUUUCACUGAUUGAUCUAUUGUAAAAUUUAAUACAUUAAUAUUUUUUGCCAUCAACCAUUUGCCACACAGACACCCACACACACCCACCCACACACACACACACACACACACAAUAUGAAAUGUUGGGUCUUAUUUUGUCUUUUUCUCAUGUUGAGGUUAUAACUAAUUUCAGUUGAAAUAGUUAUUUCAUAUUUACAAAUCUUUCUAAUAUAAAAUAACAAAAUCAAUGAAGGUUUGUUUUUUGAAAAAUAUGAAGGGACUGGGCAUUAAUUUAUAUCUAUACUACCUGUGCAGAAAUCUGUAAGAAAUCAAUAAAAUGAAAAUUAAUCAAAUGUUCUAAUUACUCAUUGCAAUCAAUGUAUGUUUGUGUUUUUAGCAAAUAUGAAGGGACUAGGUACUAGGUAUAUUAUUUGUGCUGAAAUCUGUAAAAAAAAUUGAAUAAAGUGAAAAUAAGAUGUUUGAAUUACUAA
Molecule: messenger RNA, 3139 nt
Organism: Anneissia japonica
Lineage: Eukaryota; Metazoa; Echinodermata; Crinoidea; Comatulida; Comatulidae
Product: vacuole membrane protein 1-like
Exons: 13
Coding region: 110-1450 (446 amino acids)
Source: RefSeq, a predicted model, not a curated record